Molecule: messenger RNA, 3499 nt
Organism: Varanus komodoensis (Komodo dragon)
Lineage: Eukaryota; Metazoa; Chordata; Lepidosauria; Squamata; Varanidae
Product: KIAA0753 ortholog
Exons: 17
Coding region: 126-2600 (824 amino acids)
Biological process (GO): centriole replication; protein localization to centrosome
Cellular component (GO): centriolar satellite
Source: RefSeq, a predicted model, not a curated record
UCGCGGGCCUCGCCGGCUCCGCAUCGGCUCCCGGUGCGGGAGCGGAGUGGAGCGAAGCGGCUGAGCUGGCAACAUCCUAGGAGCUGGCAGGAGAUCUGCACUCUCAGAGGCACCUGCCUGCUGUGAUGGAACUCAGGAAAGAAGGGGCAGUCGCUGGUUCUUUGACAUCCCAUCACCUGCAGGCAAACAAAAGUGCCACGGGCCCCUCACAAACCCAGCUCCAGUUCAGCCUGAAGGUGCCUGCCCUGCUUGAGAACAUGCCUGCCCGCUACACCACCCCCUGUCCCAUUAUCAUAGAGAAGUUGCCGCAGUCGGAGGGCUGGCAGGAUCAAGGGGCCGGCAGUAGACUGGGUCCCUCCAACUCUGUGGAGUUUUCUGUUGUCUCUGAAGAGGAGCUCAAUCGGGCUAUGCUGCUGGCCAGGAGGGAUGUCAAGCGAAAGCAUCUGAAGGAGCAAGUGAAGCUGCACCAGCUCAAGAGAGAAGAGUCCAGGCCAGCUGCAGGGCGAAACAGCUCCCGGGCCCUUCUGAGCACUGAGUGCCAGCUUGACGACUAUUCCCAGAUGGAGACGAUGGGCUCUGGAGCCAAAGUCUUCCUCUACGCACCCACUCAGGUCAAGUCAGACCUUUCUCUAUCUGAUUCACCCCCCACACGUGAUCCGGGCCUUGGGCCGCCCACACAAGUCCCCAGAAAGGAGGAGGACCAAAGCAGCCUGGAAGUCAGGCGACUGCAGAAAGAACUUCAGAAGUACAUCCAGAAAAUCGAACAGCUGGCAAGGAAAGAGAGAAGCGAGACAGUGUUGGAUCCGGAUGAAGAGCACCGCAUCCGUGUCCGGAGGCAGGAACAAGCCGUACGCUCUGCCCGCAUGCUCUAUGUGCUUCAACAACAGGUCAAAGAAAUCCAGGAAGAUCUGGAAAAGCUAAGUCCUCAUAAAAUCAAGCACACAAAGAAGUCGCGAGCCAUGGCCAGACUGGCAGCAGCCCACAGAGGGGCCGUCCGGGCCCUGCAGACAUUUGUCACCCACUGUGCUGACCAGCCGGAGCAGCAGCCGGCUCUUGGCCACUGCAGGGAACUGGGCAACCUUGUCCGGCAGCUCUCGCUCUGCUCCGCCCGCCUUGAGAUGGACUCCUGCAUGCCCGACAUCAUCAUGGACCUGCUGCUGCAAAUAGAGGACCUGGACUGUCUGCUGGCCCAGAAGACAUCUAAGAGAGGGCCAAAAUGGCUGUCUCCCUCUCAGGCUGACCUGGUGAAGGGCCCUGCCAGGCUGCCAAGGAGAGAGAAGAAAACGUCUGCCUCAGAGCUGAGGAAGCCACCAGUGGCCAGGAAGCUUCUCCCUGAUCCACUUGUGGAACCUGACGAGAUCCUGGUGCCACAGAGGAGAAGUGGUUCCAGUUGCACCAGGGGCAGGGAGGGGCCGUCUCCUCUGGACCGCAGCGCAGCUGCACAAGCCAGGAGCAAGGCCGUGGCGCGAACCCAGCCCACGAAGCAAGGCGCAGGCCUCGAGAGCGGCCCCCUGCAGAAGCGUGGCGUCCAGCUUUCCACCAGACCACAGGGGAGUGGUCAGCCUCACAGGACAAAAGUGGCUCAGCCUUUAGUCAAGCAGGCCCGGUUCCAAGAGCCCACCAUUGCUUUCCAGCUCAAGGAGAUGAAGCCACCUGUCCGAGAGAGCCAGUCCCCUUGGGUGCCUCCCGGCCUUACUUCUCCCCUGGCCUUGCCUCAGCGGCACACAGAGAAAGGCUGCAGAAGCAGAAAUCCUUCUCAAGGGCAAGAGGCAUUGGGAGAGGGAGCCCCAGGCACCAUGAAAAAGGAAGUGCUCAGAGCUGAGGGUACCUCGCCGACCCAGAGACUGGAGAAGAGUAGACAAGCUGUUCAGGAAUUCCUGGAGCCUCUCUUGGCAAAAGCUCAGGCGAAUCUCUCCUUGAAGCCUCUGCUGGACAAUUCACAGGAACCCCAGGAUGCUGGAAAGACUGCUGAUGGUUUGAACUGUGAUGAGAAUGCAGAAUUCGAAGCUGUUCCUGUGCUCAGCUCCUCUGAUCUGGAGUUGAUGCUGCAAAGGAUGGAGGAAAUUGAGCGCUCCCAAGAGGCCGUGCACAGGCGCUACACCCAGGUGGCUUACUCAGACCCUGAAUUCUGGACUCGGGACAAGAGGAAGGGGAGAGAGUGUGCAGUGGGAGGCCAAGAGCUGGCACUUCCUCCUCCCAUCCAGAUAAAGAAGCUGGAUAGUCUCAAAGAACUGCAAGUGGAUAUUGUUCUAGAAAGACCCUUGGACACCAAUGCUGUGGAGGGAGACAUGGAAACAGUGGAGGAGCCCCGGCCUGGGACUCCGCUUCCUUCCACAUGGCACCUUCGCCCCCAGAAGUGGGCUGGCACCUUCCUCUCCGUCCCCAAGAAUAUGCUUCAGAGCAUCUGCGAUUACCAGGCGUGCUACAUGCAGCACCUGAAGGGCAUCUCUCACGAGGCAGUGGAGAACUUCAACCCGUGGCUGAUCGCAGAAAGCCUGGCAGAGCAGCUGACAGAGGAGGCUGUGCAAGACGUGGCGGCUGAGUUGCACGGGCUGUGCGAGGACUAUGCGGAGACCGUUUUCACGGCCGAGUUCUUGUGAGCUGCUGCACACGCAGUGCUUUUUCUCUACCCAUGCCGGGGAGCUGCCAGCCUGAAGAACUGGCCAUGGCCGCGGUUCCAGUGGAAGAGACUCUGUCUUCUGUGUCUAAUCUUCACACAAGAAGCAUCUCAGGGAGGGGAUUUGAAUGCUCUCAAGUGGCUUCCCAUGAGCCUUUGGGAGAGAAGCAGCAGAAACAUGGCCGUCCCCAUCUGGCAGCUGUGGCUCCAAGCAGCCAUUCCAGCCAGCAGCUGCCCAGGGUGCUGCCACCAUCAUUCUGGUCUCUGGCUUUGCGACUGUACCCCUAAGUGACCGGGGCUUCCUUGAGACAGGGGCCUGCUCUCCCUUCUCUGUGCUGGAUUCAGCCUGCUGGAGCAGCCCGGUUCUGCCGUGGGCAGCAGGCCCUGGCGCCCACUGGGGAGCCCCUUCUGGGCAAGAGGAGCCCCCUCCCAUCACAUGGCUAGUGGCCUGUGAGCCUCUGGGACAAGCCCAGGGUGCGCAUCCAGGGGGCCUGGCAUGUGUUGUCUUGGGGUCUGUGCUGGAAGGCCGCUCUUUGCCCUGCAGUACCACUACACGCUUCCCCCCUGCUGCGCCUGGGUUCCUCCUGCCUCGUGUCCUUUCCUGCAGGAGGGAAGGGAGGUCCUGUGGAAGCCGCUGCUGAACCGCCCCUCUGAGCACUGUGUGGUUUCUGAGGUGAUGAUGCUGAGCAUUUUCCUGAAGGUCAAUACUUUUAAAAUAAACAGUAGAGCGUUCUUUUUAAUUGCAUGAUUUUAGAACCUCUUUUUGUAUCAAGGUAAUAUUUUUGACAUGGUGGAAAGUUUUGUACAGUAAAUCAGUAAAUUUAAUGAGUUGUUUUCUAAAGAUGAAAGAACCUCAAUUUAUUAAAUAAGUUUCUUUCGAUA